AUGGAAUUUGCAUUGAGCUGGCCGUUUAUGUCUCGUUUGCCUACGCUAUUCAAGUUGCCGAAUUUAGAUGCUCCAGUCAACACUGUAUGGAUCAAUUGUGAUCAGCUUUUGCAUUUGCAUCUGAGGGAUACUCUGCUGGGUUUAAUUCUAUCAAUUUUCUCUUGCCAUUACUCUUCUAUUCCUGCGAGCGUUCGCAGCACCAUUACCCCAAUCAACAACUUGUACAAUGGUGGUCUUCAUGCAAAUGCCAACCACCCAGCAGCUCUAGCUUCUAGUGCAAUGAAUCCGGUGGCAGCUCUUAACCAAGUGGAUCCGCCACCAGAAUCCCCAAUUGGAAACUUACAUGAUCAUAACCCCAUCAAUGAGGGAGUUGGGACUUGGAGUAAUGAAUGUGUACUCGUAGCCAGGGAUGAAUUUAAAGGGUGGCCAGGAGUGAUCACGGUCCUCCAAAAGUUUGAAAAAGAGGGAUCAGAAACCUUUACUGCAGAGAAUGAGGUUGGAGGCAUGAAGGCAGAGAGGAGCUCAGUUGAUGACAAUGACGAGAAAGCUUGGUACCAAGAUGGGAAGACUUCGCUAUUCGAGUUGUUCAUAUUGCUUCCUUCCAAGUUGUUGCAAGGGUUUACAAUUACGUUAUUAUUCCCAUGA
Dovyalis caffra is the source of this 645-nucleotide messenger RNA. NCBI's taxonomy places the organism in Eukaryota, Viridiplantae, Streptophyta, Magnoliopsida, Malpighiales, Salicaceae. The record is from the annotation of a GenBank genome assembly.